This is a messenger RNA of Rhipicephalus microplus (southern cattle tick), 2300 nucleotides long. Its product is annotated as nucleoporin NUP42. NCBI's taxonomy places the organism in Eukaryota, Metazoa, Arthropoda, Arachnida, Ixodida, Ixodidae. Gene Ontology annotation, molecular function: metal ion binding. The record is from RefSeq and is a predicted model, not a curated record.
CAGAAAGUAUAUAGGAGGCUAUGCCAACAACAAUCACGCCGUAGAAAGUUUCAACCAUGUCACGGAGGGGUUCAGGGUUGAAAGUCUGCUGGUACUAUAUGCAAGGAAGGUGCCGCUAUGGCGAACGCUGCCGCAACGUGCAUCCUGUAUCAGAGGAUUACUUCGACGACGAAUAUGAAGAAUCUCGCCUUUCGAGCGGUAAAAGAGCGACAGACUUCGAUUUUAACGGCACUCUUGACAAUGUGCUGCGGCAGGAGCAGACCAAGCAUUACCGCAACGAAAGUUUCCAAAGGAGAUACGGCGAUACGUAUCACUCGCCGCAGACGAACCGGUACUCUGGCGGUGAUCGCUACAGCUACCAACCGCAACAGCAUAAUAGGUUUCAAGCCCUUCGAGACACGGAAAGGAACAUUCAUCGGCACAUCGAUUCCGGCCAACGCGACCAACAACGGUUUCCGUUGUUUCGGAGUGCUGAAAGAAGUGAAAACAGCCAGAAAGCUGCGGCACUGAAGUUUGACUUCAAUAAAACGCUCCAGGAGGUGACCAAGGCCGAAAACAACUUAAGUGAUCUGUGCAGUUAUGAAGUUGCUGUUGUAUCUGACAUGAAGCAGUGGCAGGCAAGUGGGCAAUGGCUAUUCACAUGCUAUGGGCCAUUUGGAAAUUCAGCAUCAUACCCAGGAUUUUGUGACAUGUCAAUGGAGGAGUUGCGACUGAACUUCUACAAUGCUUUGCAAGCAGGAGCAGUUGGAGAUUAUGUCAAUUGUGUUAAACAAACCACCAUAAAUGUGCAGCAAAAUAUUCAGCACUUGCUGUUAAUGCCUCCAGAUGUAAGGAAUUGUUUGAAAAAUCUUUGUAAUGAUCAAGCCACUGCAAGUCUACCAACAUCUUUUAGUACAGCUCCGUCUAGCCUGCCACAGGUAGCUUCUACAACAGCAGCUUCCCUUUUUACGUUGCAACCCAAGUUGCAAAGUUCAACACAGCAAAUUACAAGGCCAGUGAACACAGGCAGGGCCCAGAAAGACACAGUAGCUUAUUACACAUACUCACUUGUGGAAAGUCUGGCACCUGAGCAAAAAGAGCAGUUUCUGGCUCAACAUUUCACACCUGGAAAAAUACCUGUAGUGCCACCGCCCGAGGAGUAUUGCGAUGCUACUUGAGCGCAGAGAAACAACAUUCUGCUUCAGGCUCAAAUGUUAGUCUCACACAAACAACAAAGACUUUGAGAACUGUGCCGUCACCAUGAGGAGUGCUUCGGCAUGUGAUAUUGCCACUUACGGCUGCUGCAGUGGUGGCCACAGGGUUUUCAAUGCUUGAUUCCUUCCAUUUUAUACAUGUGUGCACAUAGGUAGAUUUUUCACAUAAGAAAAGAUCUCUUAUGUUGAUAGUACCACACUUUAUCCUUGUGUCGAUGGUACUGCAUGUUUGCAAGCUUGAAGUCAUUUUUUGAAAGAGGAAGUGGAGAAAGCAAGGUUGCAUUAAUUAGUGCACUGCAGAUUUGUGAACAAAAAUAUUGAAAGGUAGACAUAUCCAGACUCUUCAAAGUCCUCUGUGAUAAUAUGAAUCUAAGUCGGCAUGAUUAAUAUGAAAGUUCCUUAUUAGUGUCACUUUCUUCCUAUUUCACUUUUCUUGUUGUGCAUUCGUUUCUCAGUAUUUGUGCCCUGUUAGCAAACACUCCACAUUUGGUUUAAUUCAUGAAUAAAUUUUCACCCACUAGAAAAGCUUGUUUCUUAUUAGUCAUCUCUUCUUGCGUGACACAUUUAUUUGAAUAAUUUGCGAGUUUCACCUGUAGCAUGCGGGCUGCUGCUAUUGUUUUGUGAUCUGUGUUGUCUUGUUCUAAUUGUUUCUGCUGGAAGCUCCGAGGAUGAUGCCAGUGUCUUGGAGUGCAUCAGCUUGUAGCAAUUACAUUAUUUUUCCGGUAUUUAUUUGAAUAAACAUUUUGCAAACUGUAGAGCUGUAAAAGUGUGGUUUUAGUAGACAGAGUUCGUAUGUUACCUUUGCAUUUGUGUGCAUUUUUGUUCAGUGAGUCGUAGUGCAGUUGACGAUCUAUAUGUUAAAAAAAAUGUUGACUGUGAUAUGUACGUACAUACCUUUGCAAGUUUUGAGUGACUUCUUUCAAGUUUUGUUAAAUGCCAAGGCUGUUCUGUGGCUGUAUUCAUUAUUGUCUCAUAAGCACUGUAUUCAUAAGUUUAUUUUUAUAGCAUAAAAGUAUGUACUUUCACAAUGAAACUUUGCUUGUAAACUUAAAUAAAUUCUGUCAAGCAAGUUUACUGCUGCAUACAAAAUUUUGUAUGGAUGUUAUA